Musa acuminata AAA Group (dessert banana) is the source of this 3778-nucleotide messenger RNA. RefSeq names its product ubiquitin-activating enzyme E1 1-like. The transcript is spliced from 7 exons. The record is from RefSeq and is a predicted model, not a curated record. Lineage: Eukaryota; Viridiplantae; Streptophyta; Magnoliopsida; Zingiberales; Musaceae. The coding region runs from base 182 to 3409 and encodes 1075 amino acids. Gene Ontology annotation, molecular function: ubiquitin activating enzyme activity. Gene Ontology annotation, biological process: ubiquitin-dependent protein catabolic process; DNA damage response; protein ubiquitination. Gene Ontology annotation, cellular component: cytoplasm; nucleus.
UGCUGUUCUUGUUGUCGAUCUUAUAAAGCCUCCUCCCCAUCCAUCGCCUCCACCGCCUCAUCGUCUUGCCUCCAAACCCUAAGCUAUCCGACCGGAAGGACGGAUCAACCGACUACCAAGCCCGGAUUUCGAUCGAUCUCUCCCUUCCGCUCCAGUUCCGAUCCCUAGCGUGUUGCUCUAUAUGCUUCCAAGAAAGAGAUCUGUGGGAGCUGUGGUUGAAGAGGACCGGGAACCGAUAGCAGAAGAGGCGGUGCAGAAGAAGGCUAAAAGGGACUGCUCGGUCUCUUCCGAGGUGGCGGGGUCGUCGGCGAUGGAAGAGGAGAAUAACCGAGCCAAUGGCACGGAGGUCGAUGCUAAUGGGAACAGGAAGCGGUCGGAGAUUGAUGAGGACUUGCACAGCCGGCAGCUGGCUGUGUAUGGAAGGGAGACAAUGCGUAGACUCGUUGCAUCAAAUGUUCUCAUUUCUGGACUUCAGGGCCUAGGAGCUGAGAUAGCAAAGAAUCUUGUUCUUGCAGGCGUCAAAUCUAUUACCUUGCAUGAUGAGGGGGAUGUAGAACUUUGGGACUUGUCCAGCAAUUUCUUUUUCUCAGAAGAUGAUAUUGGUAAGAACAGAGCUCUUGCUUGUGUUCUGAAGCUGCAAGAGCUGAACAAUGCUGUUACAGUUUCGACUUUGACUGGAACUUUGUCAAAGGAGCAGCUUUCUUGUUUCCAGGCUGUUGUUUUUACUGACUUGAGCUUGGAGAAGGCAAUUGAGUUUGAUGACCAUUGUCAUAACCACCAGCCUUCAAUUCCCUUCAUUAGAUGUGAAGUUCGAGGACUUUUUGGCAGUGUGUUCUGUGAUUUUGGUCCAGAGUUCACUGUUUUCGAUCUUGAUGGUGAGGAGCCACAUACCGGUAUAAUUGCAUCCAUCAGUAGUGACAAUCCUGCACUUGUAUCAUGUGUUGACGAUGAGCGGCUGGAGUUCCAGGAUGGGGAUCUCGUUGUCUUCUCCGAAGUCCAGGGGAUGACAGAACUUAAUGAUGGGAAGCCAAGAAAAAUUAAGAGUGCCAGGCCAUAUUCUUUUAUUCUUGAUGAAGACACUACCCAGUUUGGUGCAUACAAGAAAGGUGGAAUUGUUACUCAGAUAAAGGAACCUAAGGUUCUAAGAUUUAGAACUUUAAGGGAGGCUCUUGUAGAAUCAGGAGACUUCCUUUUAAGUGACUUCUCCAAGUUUGGCCAUCCACCUCUAUUGCACUUGGCUUUUCAAGCCUUAGACAAGUUUAGAUAUGAAAUGGGUCGUUUUCCUGUUGCUGGGUCAGAGGAUGAUGCUCAAAAGCUAAUAUCCUUAGUUAUUAGCAUCAAUGAGAGCCUUGGUGAUGGUAAGCUAGAAGAAGUUGACAAGAAACUUCUACACCAUUUCGCUAAUGGUUGCAAAGCCAUUUUGAAUCCUAUGGCUGCGAUGUUUGGUGGGAUUGUUGGGCAAGAGGUGGUUAAAGCUUGCUCUGGAAAGUUCCAUCCGCUUUUUCAGUUCUUUUACUUUGAUUCAGUUGAGUCCCUUCCUGCUGAACCAUUGGAACCUAGUGAUCUUAAGCCUCUGAAUUGUCGAUAUGAUGCUCAAAUCUCUGUGUUUGGAUCCAAGCUUCAAAAGAAGAUAGAAGAGGCUAAAGUAUUUAUUGUAGGAUCCGGUGCUCUUGGGUGUGAAUUCUUGAAGAACUUGGCACUGAUGGGGGUUUGUUGUGGGCAGAAGGGCAAACUAAAUAUAACCGAUGAUGAUGUCAUUGAAAAGAGUAAUCUCAGUCGCCAAUUUCUCUUCCGUGACUGGAAUAUUGGGCAAGCUAAAUCCACUGUGGCUGCUUCUGCUGCAGUUUCAAUCAACCCUGGUCUUCAUAUUGAGGCUUUUCAGAAUAGAGCAAGUCCAGAUACAGAAAAUGUGUUUGAUGAUGCAUUUUGGGAGAGCACAGAUGUUGUUAUUAAUGCAUUGGACAAUGUGACUGCGAGAAUGUACAUUGAUGCCCGGUGCGUGUACUUCCAAAAGCCACUUUUGGAGUCUGGAACUUUAGGUGCAAAGUGUAACACACAGAUGGUCAUUCCUCAUUUGACUGAGAAUUAUGGUGCUUCUAGAGAUCCACCUGAGAAACAGGCACCUAUGUGCACUGUUCAUUCCUUCCCUCAUAAUAUUGAUCACUGUCUAACAUGGGCCCGGUCUGAGUUUGAGGGCUUGCUUGAGAAGACACCAAAUGAAGUAAAUGCUUUCCUGUCUAACCCAAGUGCAUAUGCAUCUGCCUUGAAAAGCCAAGGUGAUGCCCAGGCCAGGGAUCUACUUGACCGUGUUCUUGAAUGCCUUGAUAAGGAUAGAUGUGAGACAUUCCAAGACUGUAUUAACUGGGCUCGUCUAAGGUUUGAAGAUUACUUCUCCAAUCGUGUGAAGCAGUUAACUUUCACAUUCCCUGAGGAUGCAAUCACCAGCACUGGUGUACCUUUUUGGUCUGCUCCCAAACGUUUCCCACGACCAUUAGAGUUUUCAUCUGGCGACCUCGGUCACCUUCACUUUGUUAUGGCUGCUUCGAUGCUAAGAGCAGAGACAUUUGGAAUUCCUAUUCCUGGUUGGUCGAAAUAUCCAAAGAAAUUAGCUGAUGCUGUUGACAAGGUUAUAGUGCCUGAAUUUCAGCCUAAGACAGGAGUUAAUAUCGUAACAGAUGAGAAAGCUACUAGUUUAUCCUCUGUUUCUGUUGAUGAUGCUGCUGUCAUCAAUGAUCUUCUUGCAAAGCUGGAGGAGUGUGCCAAGAAGCUGCCUCCAGGAUUUCGGAUGAACCCAGUUCAGUUUGAAAAGGACGAUGACACAAAUUACCACAUGGAUUUAAUUGCUGGGCUAGCCAACAUGCGCGCAAGGAACUACAGCAUCCCAGAAGUUGACAAGCUCAAAGCAAAGUUUAUAGCUGGAAGGAUCAUCCCAGCCAUCGCCACUGCCACGGCAAUGGCCACAGGUUUGGUGUGCCUAGAGCUUUACAAAGUGCUUGCCGGCGGACAUAAGGUGGAAGACUACCGAAACACCUUUGCGAACUUGGCGCUUCCUUUAUUCUCCAUGGCGGAGCCAGUUCCACCGAACGUGAUGAAGCACCGAGACAUGAGCUGGACAAUCUGGGAUCGGUGGAUCGUUAAGGGUGAUCUCACCCUUAGGGAGCUCCUUCGGUGGCUCAAGGACAAAGGACUAAAUGCCUAUAGCAUCUCCAGUGGUACUUCUUUACUAUACAACAGCAUGUUUCCCAGGCACAAUAAUCGGAUGGACAGGAAGGUGGUUGAUCUGAUAAAGGAGGUUGCCAAGGUUGAGGUGCCCCCUUAUAGGCGUCAUGUGGAUGUUGUCGUGGCUUGUGAGGAUGACAAAGAUGGCGAUGAUGUCGACAUUCCGCUGGUAUCCAUUUACUUCCGAUAGUCACAUUUGAGAUCAAAGGACUUGUUAAAGGUCUAUUGAUCACUUAGCCUGCAGAAGAUUAAAGAAAGAUCACUGGGUUUCUAAGAUUUUGGGUGUACUGAAAAAAAAAAGAAGAAAGCAUGAUGGGUUGCACAGUAGUAUCCUCAGCUGCUCAUGUAUUCCUGUUAUUAUCCUUAGAGCUAGAGAGUCAUGUAGGUGCUGUUGCUCGUCUAACCUUUUGUUGAGCCGUCAUACAGUAGAUUGUGUUUUUGUUCUCCGUAUGCCGUUCCUCAAACAAAGCACCGGUUUAUAUUCACAAAGAUCUGCAGUUAUAUAUGUUUGGCAGAUUCAGUUAUUUUGAUAUAUUUGCCGAUUCAUCCUUUCGUUCCA